Molecule: messenger RNA, 561 nt
Organism: Fulvia fulva
Lineage: Eukaryota; Fungi; Ascomycota; Dothideomycetes; Mycosphaerellales; Mycosphaerellaceae
Exons: 3
Coding region: 1-561 (186 amino acids)
Molecular function (GO): carbon-sulfur lyase activity
Source: RefSeq, a predicted model, not a curated record
AUGUCCACCAAGCCGGAAGGCAACAUCGUCCUCCCCUCCGAAGGCGCACGAGGCGGCCCAGACGCCAAAGCCGCUACAGCAACAUGCUACUGCGGCGCUGUGCAGAUCGAAGUCCCAACCGAAGGCCCCGGCCUCGUCGACACCUUCAUCUGCCACUGCACAGACUGCCGCAAAAUCACCGCCUCGACCUUCGCCUCCAACUCCAUUGUCAAGGAUACGCAUCUGAAGCAUUUGCGUGGUGAGGACAAGUUGACGCGAUUCAAGCAGAGUAGGACGAUUGCGAUGGGGAAUAGUAUGGAGAAUAGUUUUUGCAGUAUCUGCGGCACGCUCCUCUACCGCCGCUCCUCAGGCUAUCCAGGGAUGAGCAUCCCCCGAAUUGGAACGAUCGAUGAUUUCGACUUGCAGGAGACGAAGUUCAAGCCGCGGAUUGAGAGUUUGAGAAGGAUCGGGUCGGGUGGUUGCAGCCUAGUAAGGCGGUGGAUGAUUGUGAGGGCGCGGUGUAUACGGCGGGGAAGCACUGGGAGAGUAGUCAUGAUGGGGUUGGUGGGAGUGGGUGACUAG